Messenger RNA from Bursaphelenchus xylophilus (pine wood nematode), 1111 nucleotides. The record is from the annotation of a GenBank genome assembly. Lineage: Eukaryota; Metazoa; Nematoda; Chromadorea; Rhabditida; Aphelenchoididae.
AUGACUGACAUUGACAAACAUGUAGAUGUUGAUUCGAUCCUCGAGAAUUAUGCCUGGAGGAUGUUCAAGGAUUCACUUGGCUUCAAGAAGUCAGGGCUAGAAACUUUCAAGCAUCUGGAGAGGGAAGAGGCCGAAUUCAUAAUUGUGAGUAAACAGUUUGUUGCUUCUAAAAGUACAACUUAUAAAUCGACAACAAAUUGGUUUAGGAUCGACGAAGGUUAGCUCUGUUCCACGGAGACCCAGACUACAAGUCGAUGCAAUUGAGUGGGGCUAAGCCCAACACAAUAUUCAAGUCAGUUUUCACCAACAAUACCUCUCAGCCUCAGGCAUAUUCCCUGAAAACUGAAAGGACAAGUGAAAGCAUCGUAGGAGUUGUUCGAGAGCAGGGUUUCACAAUCGGCGCUGAAGCAGAGUUGACUCUGAAGACCCCUUGUAAGUUUACAGAAAUUAAUAAUCCAUGCUGCACAGUCUACUGCUAUCUCAUCUCUUUCUGCUUUGCGUAACGCUUUAAAAUUCAAAUUGUGAAUGACUCUUUUGUAGGUGAGAUUGCCGAGUUAAAGACGGGAUUCAAGUACGAGACCCAUUUUAACAAUCUAAACGAGACUACGAAGAGCGAGAUACUCUCAUGGGCCGUGGAUUCCAAUAUUAUGGUACCUCCUGGGGCUCAGACCGAAGCCGCGAUAGUAAUCGAAGAACUGAAUUACAACGGUUCUUAUUCGCUGACCUCAACGUUAUCGGGAAUGGUGACAAUCAUCAUCAAAAGACUCAAGGAUGGAGCCCUAGUCCUUCCGGUUACAGCCAACAUUGCCACUAUUUUCCAGGUACGAGUAAUCCAAAGAUAUUAGUAUUUUUAUUCUAGGACUCACUUACACAGAACUCAAAGAAAUUUCAACACGUUGUUGUUGAAGAUAGGAAGGUGAAGAUUCAAUCGAAGGGUCAUUGCCAUUUCCAAGUAAGGUUAUUUCAUUUGAUUAUUAAAGACGGAAAUCACCAUGUCAAAUAAAAUUUUACGUUAUAGUUUGCCAUGAAACAAUACAUUGAGCUGAAGGAAUUGAAGACACCCAGGGAUAUGUCCAAGGAAUAUCAACGAAUGAAUCUUCAAGGGAUAUAA